UAUAUAUAUAUAUAUAUAUAUAUACACACACACACACAUACAUCUAUAUAUCAGGAUAAUGUCCGUAUUGUUCGUUGGUAUACCAUGUUCUUUUGGCUUGAUUGUUUAGUCAGCUUGAUUUCUACUAUUUGGUUUGCAGUCAAUUGGUUUGUCUAUACAGACCACAGUUCACCUGAAUUAGCGGACGAUCCAGAAAAAUCAGCAGAGCAUGAUCGCGCUUUUAAAAUGGAAAGUCAAGUCAGUAUUGCUGUCUUGAUUGUUUUACGCUUAGCUCAUUUUUACUUUGCUUAUGUUGUCACUCGUUAUUACAAGUUAAUCAAUCGAUCUCAUUAUUCAAAAUUGCCAACAGCAGAAACCAUUGACUUGGAAGACACAAGUAGAUCAAACGAACCAUCACCAAAGCCUGCACAAGACUAAAGAAAACAUAGAAUAUAUCGUAUACAAUAAACAAAAUCCAUGUACA
Messenger RNA from Gilbertella persicaria, 463 nucleotides. RefSeq lists its product as uncharacterized. The coding region runs from base 85 to 417 and encodes 110 amino acids. Lineage: Eukaryota; Fungi; Mucoromycota; Mucoromycetes; Mucorales; Choanephoraceae. The transcript has 2 exons. The record is from RefSeq and is a predicted model, not a curated record.